AUGACCACCUGGGUUGCCUACAUGAAUGUUCCCCCAAAUUUCGUCGAGCAAAACCGACGAAAGAUCUUUCCGAGAUGCUCUCGACUCUUCUACGACAAAGAGACCAGACGGCUGAUCAUGAAGCUCGCUGGACCCGCCCAUGAGAUCGUCACCACCGGGAUCUCGAAAGAGAUUACCGAUCAAAUAGUGAUGGUAAACCCAAGUUUACGGCUUGAAUUCUUACCAAUGGGAGCUUCUCAAAUUCAUGGAAAUUCUUGCUCGAAAGAAGCAGAUUGGUCAGGUCAACCUAGCGAUGCAAUCCUACCACCUGGACGCUCUAAUAAGUAG
Penicillium taxi is the source of this 327-nucleotide messenger RNA. RefSeq lists its product as uncharacterized. The transcript has a single exon. The coding region runs from base 1 to 327 and encodes 108 amino acids. The record is from RefSeq and is a predicted model, not a curated record. Lineage: Eukaryota; Fungi; Ascomycota; Eurotiomycetes; Eurotiales; Aspergillaceae.